Messenger RNA from Acanthoscelides obtectus, 1445 nucleotides. The record is from the annotation of a GenBank genome assembly. Lineage: Eukaryota; Metazoa; Arthropoda; Insecta; Coleoptera; Chrysomelidae.
UCAACAACCAACUAGUGACAAAUAGCAAUUCGAAGCAAUCACCUAGCAUUCUAACCUUACGAUCUAACCUAAAAAUGUCUCCCACGUGCGCGUGCGACCAGCUGCAACGUCUGAACUUUGUGAAGGAUGAGAGAGAAAUUCAUUAUUCAGACAGAACCAGACGCAAAAGUUGCGGAAAGCCAAAUCGAAGUCGACCUCGAAGAAACUACACGACCAGUUGUUGUCUCUUCGGUAAACCCGCUAUUCUCCGUGGAACUCUGCCCGAGACUCAGUGUACAGGAGGUUGGGUCAUCUCAGUAAGCUGUGUCCCCGCUUCUGUUCGGUGACAUGGCACCCCACCCCUGCCAGCCAAUCACAAUCACUUGAAAAUGUUCCGGCGUUGCUAUUGGCCAAAAAAUUGCGAGGUUACGGUCACGACUUGCUGCUUCACCUGGCCGGCAGGAACUUGAGGCGGUACCAAGUAAUCGAUGUGUUAGAAAAAGCUAGGAGGUGUGGUAUUAGGAGAAUAUUCGCUUUACAAGGAGAUCCAAGUCGAAUCCUAGAACAUGACGAUAGUAAAUGUGAUUUCCCGUAUGCUGCAGAUUUGGUCAAAUUCAUAAAAUCUAAUUAUCAAGAAACUUUUAGCAUAGGUGUUGCAGGAUAUCCCGAUUGCCAUCCGAAGUCUAAAACGAUACAGAUGGAUAUACAGUAUUUAAAACAUAAGGUGGAGUGUGGAGCAGACUUCAUAAUAACCCAGGCAUCCUACUCCUUCAAUUCGUAUAAAAAUUUCGUCAAAAUUAGCAGAUCUUCGGGAAUCCACGUGCCUAUCAUCCCAGGGAUGUUCAUUAUCAAAUCUCAUAGGUCUCUGUUAGCCAUCUCAGAAUUUUGCGCUGUACCAAUACCUCCCGAUAUUUUAAGAGUAGUCUCAAAUAUUAAAGGAAACAACGAAUCUAUACUUAAUUUUGGAAUGGAUUUUGCUAUAGAACUAACUAGAAAAUUCUUAUCUCGAAGAGAUUUGUUUGAGAAUGUUCAUUACUUUUGUUUAAACGAUCUGAGUAUAGUGGAAAGAGUUAUUAAAAUUUUGGGGAUAUAUGAUAACUACAUGGAGCGUCCAAUUGUAAAUUUGGAAAAUAAGUUUAUAAAGUAUUUUAAAGAAGAAAAUAGGAUUCAAUGAUGUGAAGGUUAUUAGGAAAUGUUCCAGUGUAGAGAAGUGGAUCGGCAGAUUGAGAAUUUCUUUUAGAUUACAAUGGAAAAUGUCUACAACAAUCAGUAUUUUGUAUAGAUUUUAUAGAAAUACAAUUAUGUCUGCCACUUGUAUUUUUUUUUCAUUUAUAGGUUAAAUACUUUAGGAAAUGUGAGGACAGGAUGGUUAUGAAUAAAAAUCUAUUAUUAAAAAUUAGUGUUUAUUAGUGUUUUAGCAAGAAUGUAAUACACCUUCUGAAAGACCCUAAGUCCAAUAAGAGGCC